AUGACCCAGGACUUUCAACCUCGUGGUGGUCUUUUUUUCGCAGGUUCUGACGAUGAGGAUGACGACGCGAAUCCCACGACGGCUCAGAUUGGAGUAUUAGUGCAGCCAGCAUCUCACCAACUAGCUCCGCCAUCGGGUCCAGCUUGCUCCCCACACGAGAAACGUCUGUUCUUUGCCGAUAGUGACGAUGAAGAUAUUCCACGUUUCCAAACUCCAAGGCCAAUUGCGAUUGAUUCGGAAUUUGUCAUGGAUGGCAAUGACAGCGAAAGCGACCUGGAGAUACCCUCCUUUGAAGAGGUUCCUCGAGCUUCCAGCAUUAGUAGUAUGUCAUCAGGGCCUUCUCUCAGAAGUUCUUCUCCCGCGCCAGAUCCUUCUGGUGAAGAACCACCGGUCAAGAAGAGGCGACUCUCACCUUCUUCCAAGGUUCAGGCGCGUACGGGACAAGCAUCAUUUAAUCAUCUUGCAUAUCUUGGAUCCUUCCUUGUCGGGAAUGCCUGGAGUACUGUCAGAGGCAAAGGUUAUAUCAAACCAGGCGACACCAUUCGCAUCGAACGAGAUGAUGAUUUUAAGUUUGGCCUACCAGUCUCAGGUAAAGGAAAGAAGAAAGCCCUUCCCGACAACGGUAAAAAGAAGCAACUUACUCUCGGUGCUAUGCUGAAAUCGCAGCCACCCAAAAUGACGAAGAAAGCCGACACGGUGGUUCGCCUCACGAAUGACCGUGGUUUCGAGUUUGGCCGUCUUCCGCAACAUGUUUCAUCUUGGGUUUCAAGGCUUCUUGACUUCGGGAUUGUCGACUUCAAGGGCAGUACAGUGGUAGACUGCCCAGCCACCCUGCAUUCUGGCGCGGACUUGAUAGUCUCGUUGUCUGUUUAUGUCCGUGCACCUGCAUUCAAGCCACCGAGUACUUCCGUGGAGGGGCCAUCAAAAACGAUGUUCAACCAGGGCCAAGAAACACAAGAUGAACAAACUCUCAAAGAACGCAAAUCUGCGCUACUCUCUCUCUUCGAAGCUGUUAACCUCCGCCCUUGUAGGGGAGCUCACGCCCAAGACAAUGGCAACACGGAAAACGGAUCUGGCGGCAUAAACAAGAACCCGAUGCAACAUCCCGGCGGUGCCAAGAAGAAGAAAAUUGAAAUUGUCAGUGAUGGCGAGGAAGUCGAAGUAGAAGAAGGUGAGGAACUAUCUGACAACGAGUUGGAUGUCAUCUACAAGAAGCGGAACGACCAAUCGAUGGCUGAGAUGGAUCCUCCUAACACGUUUACAUUGAAACUAAGGGGAUACCAGAAACAAGCACUUAUGUGGAUGCAUACGAAGGAAUCAGGCGAAAUAUCUGCCAGAGAAGCCGUGUCUAUGCACCCUCUUUGGAGCGAGUAUGCUUUCCCUGCCGAACCUCAAGAUGGCAUAAUCGAUCUGACUGAAGACGAGAAGUCGUUCUACUUCAAUCCUUACUCUGGAGAACUCAGUCUUGACUUUCCUAAAGCUGAACGCAAACUCAAAGGAGCUGAUCUAUUCAUCUCAGUGGGAAUGGGAAAAACCAUCAUGUUAUCCGCUCUCAUUCAUACAAACCGGGGUCCGGAACCUAUUCUUCCUGACGAUACCUCCAGGGAUCUUGCACGCACUCGUCAGCUGAAACUUGACAAUGCCUUUCAGUCAAGAGCUCUCGGACAAAGGAAGCAGCCUACCAAAGGCCCUUCUGCAACGUUAGUUGUUGCUCCUACCUCACUGCUCUCCCAGUGGCACGAGGAACUCCAGCGGUCCAGUGCACCAGGGACCCUUAAAGUCACUGUUUGGCACGGACAGAAUAGGCUGGAAUUGGACGGUAUAGAAGAUGAUUCUAUGGAUGAUGCGUCUAUCAUCGUGAUUAUUACAUCCUAUGGCGUACUCGCCUCUGAACAUUCUAAACUCCUCAAGGCUGGUGGUCAAUCUUCUAUUUUCCAAGUGGAGUGGCUACGAGUCAUUUUAGACGAAGCUCAUCACUGUAAGUCCAGAACAAGUAAGACCGCACGAGCUGUGUAUGCUCUUCGUGCUAGACGUAGAUGGGCCGUAACAGGGACUCCCAUUGUCAAUAAACUCGACGACCUACAUUCGCUUCUCCAAUUCCUGGGAUAUACACCAUGGUCAUCGUACUCAUUCUUUCGCUCCUUUAUUACUGUGCCAUUCCUCGCUCGCGAUCCCAAAGCAAUAGAAAUAGUGCAAGUGAUCCUUGAGAGUGUCCUUCUGAGACGCGAGAAGAACAUGCGUGAUAAUUCUGGAAAACGCAUCGUCGAAUUGCCUGCGAAGGAGGUCACUGUUGACACACUGCACUUUACACCUGCCGAACAAAGGAUAUACGACUCUAUUUACAAUGCGGCAAAGCGGAACUUCGAUCAGCUCAAUGCGAAAGGGCUCGUAGGUAAAAACUACACCCACAUUCUUGCCAUGAUUAUGAGACUGCGCCGGGCAGUACUUCAUCCAGAUCUCGUUACUGAUACUGGCGAUGGGACAGAGACUGAACCUUCUGGACACUCCAAAGACGGAGCGAUUGACGUGGAUACCCUCAUGAAUGACAUCUCAGAGCAUGGUUUGUCGAGUGGCUCGAAAGCGGCCUAUGCUGAGAGCGUUUUAGCCAACCUUGACAUGUCCAAUGAUGCAGAAUGCCCAAUCUGCCUCGAUGUGAUGCAAACACCGUCCAUCAUCCCUCCCUGUAUGCACCAAUGUUGUAAAGAAUGCAUCAUGUCAUAUCUUGCGACGUGCACGGACAAGGGAGAGAUGCCACGAUGCCCAACGUGCUCGCAUGGGCCAGUCAAGGAGCAAGACCUCAUUGAGGUUCUUCGACCGUCUGGUCAAGAUAGUCCACACCAGGAGUCCACAGGGGACGAAAAAGAAGGGACAUCGACAUCAGAAGUCUUCCUGCGUCGAAAUGACUUUAAAUCGUCCACGAAACUGGAUGCGCUGGUACAAAACCUCAGACGACUUCGAGAUCAGGACCCAUACUUCCGUGCUGUCGUCUUCUCGCAGUUCACAUCCUUCCUUUCGCUUAUCUCUGUGGCACUGGACCGUGAACGCCUCUCAUGGUAUCGUUUUGAUGGAUCAAUGGACCUCAAGAAGCGCAAUGCUGCCAUAUCAGAAUUCAAGCAAAACGAGCGGAAGCCCAAGGUUCUCAUUGUCAGCUUGAAAGCAGGUGGGGUUGGUCUGAACCUGACGAGCGCCAACCACGUCUUCAUGAUGGACUGCUGGUGGAACGCGGCGACUGAAAAUCAAGCCAUCGAUCGCGUGCAUCGAAUAGGCCAAGAGAAAACUGUCUAUGUCAAACACUUUAUAGUCGACCACACCAUCGAAGGCCGCAUACUCCAGAUCCAAAAACGCAAGACUGCCAUCGUCAAAGAGGCGUUCCGGGGGAGCGAUAAAUCGGGCAAAGCAGACCCGGAGAGUCUUGAGAACCUGAAAGUUAUUUUCGGUGAUAAUUAG
Suillus subaureus is the source of this 3447-nucleotide messenger RNA. Its product is annotated as SNF2 family N-terminal domain-containing protein. Lineage: Eukaryota; Fungi; Basidiomycota; Agaricomycetes; Boletales; Suillaceae. Gene Ontology annotation, molecular function: ATP binding; hydrolase activity, acting on acid anhydrides, in phosphorus-containing anhydrides; ATP-dependent chromatin remodeler activity. The transcript is spliced from 18 exons. The record is from RefSeq and is a predicted model, not a curated record. The coding region runs from base 1 to 3447 and encodes 1148 amino acids.